Molecule: messenger RNA, 2550 nt
Organism: Caenorhabditis bovis
Lineage: Eukaryota; Metazoa; Nematoda; Chromadorea; Rhabditida; Rhabditidae
Source: the annotation of a GenBank genome assembly
AUGGCGCCGGCACCGCCCACUUCGUCACUCGUCGUGACUCGUCGUCGUGACUCGUCGUCGUCGUUCUUCUCAUUGAUUUUUCCGCGCGUCGAGUUUUCGAAUUGGAUUCAGAUUCUCUUCGUCAUGCUGGCCAUGGUACCUGUGUUUUACAUUGGCUAUCGCGUCUGCAGAACAUUCUUCGCUUUUGUAAAAGCUGUUUUUAUUUACAUAAUCGCUCCGACAUUUUACAAGCCUAAUCUUGAACAAUACUUUAAUAGAUGGACAGUUGUGUCCGGUGGAACCGAUGGAAUCGGCAAAGCCUAUACAUUUGAACUCGCCAAGCGAGGAAUGCGCAAAUUUGUUUUGGUCGGACGCAACAUAAAGAAGCUUGAAAGCGUGAAACGCGAACUUGAAGAAAAGUUCAAUGCACAAAUCAAAACGUUCGUUUUCGACUUUGCAAGCGAUGACUAUUCGAAACUUCGCGAUUAUAUCGCAGAUAUUGAUGUCGGAUUCGUCGUGAACAGUGUGGGUACUGGAAGAGAGAAUCUCGAGAGAUACGGCGACAAUCCGGAAGAAGAUUCGCAGAUUUUGAAAGUCAAUGGUCUCGGAGCAGCCGAAUUCUUGUCGAUUGUUCUACCAGCAAUGGAGAAAUCUGGAGGUGGGCAAAUUGUCGUCCUCUCCUCUUCCCAAGGAGUUCGUCCGAUACCACUUCUUGCCGCUUACUGUGCCACAAAAGCAUUGCUCACUUUCCUCUGUGAAUCUAUUGACAGAGAAUACAAGACGAUCAAUGUUCAAUGCCUGAUUCCGGCUCUGGUUGCGACAAAAAUGACCUAUUAUACGGAAGGAUCAACCUUUGUUGUUACACCUGAGAACUUCUGCCGUCAAGCUGUUGGAACCAUUGGAUUGACGAAGAAGACUUCUGGAUGCUUCAAUCAUGACCUGCAGAUGCUCGGUUUCCACUUUUUCCCAUGGUCCAUUUUGAAAUACUUGAUCAUGCCGAUUUACUACCACCAGAGGCAACGAGUUGAUAAUCUGCGAAAAGCGACGAAUGAGGAGAGCAACACUGUUGGAAUUACCUUGAGCGACGAAAUCGAGAAAUCGAAAUUGCCGAGAAUUGUUGACACGGCGAUGAUUGCUCAUGGAUGUCAACCCACUUUUACGGGUCCGGCAAUGGGAGCAGACUGUGGAUCGCAAGUGAUGUCAAACGGUGUAAUUUCAACCAGUCCGAUACCACUAUACCCGACUGGAGCUGCGGCGUUGGUACCGGCACCACCAACUUAUGAAUUAAUUCCAAAUCGAACAUUUGUUGGAGGCUAUCCGGCUUCGACAACUGAAACGGAGCUGCGAGAACAUUUUGAAAAAUUCUUCCCAGUGAAAGAUGUGAAACUUAUCAAAUCUCUAGAUGGAACUUCUAAAGGCUAUGGUUUCGUUACAUUUGAAAACGAAGACGAUGCAGAAGCUGUCCGGAAAAUUAAUCCUAAACAAAUGGAAUUCCGCAAUCGGAAAUUGAACUUGGGACCAGCUAUUCGAAAACUCAAUAGCGGUCCAUUUUCAGGAAGUUAUGCGAUAAGUCAAAGUCAUAUUGUUCCGGCUUCGCCCAGUUCAUUUGGAUACGCCAUAACAGCUCCGAAUACUCCAGUUUUUGUUUUUCCUCCCGUUAUGCCAGUUGAACCGACGCCUUCUCCAGCUGUUAGUCCUUCGCAGCAACAACAAUUCUUCACUACAAAUGAGCCAACGCCUAACAAAAGCUACGCCAGUGCUGUUGCAAAAGGAAUAAAUUCAAACGACCGAACUGGAGAAAUACAGCCCUUGCGGGUGAACAAUUCCGAAAACACAGGAAACACGCAGUACGGGCAUUCACCACAUGUUCAAGGAUAUGGAUACAAUGUACAGCUUCAAAAUCCACCGUUCGAUCACCACAGCAAGACCAACUUUGGCUAUAAUGAGAAUCAUCCCAACGCUAACAAUGGUUAUCAAUAUCAGACUGGUGGAAAUUUGAAUUCUAGCAACUCUGAUGGUGAUAAAAACUUGGCUCACGGUUCUUAUCCGCAAUCGAAUGUUUAUCCAAUUCAGCCAAUUUACUCUCCUGGAUAUCAAUAUGUUCCUACAAGUUUUGGAUAUCCAUACCAAGGAUAUCCAUAUAACUCAUCUGCUCAGUACUGCGCUCCUUAUUAUCCUCAUGGUUAUGCUAACAACAACCAGCAACCAAUGUGCCAAGGACAGAUGAAUCAGCCAAUGUUCACUUAUCCACAACCUUGCUAUGGUGGAAAUCAAGGUGAUAACGGCGGAAGAUCUGAAGAAAGCACGAAUGAUCAUAGUCAGAGGAACUACAGAAUGAAAUCUCCAAAGAAACGACGUUCAACGUACAGCGAAGGUAAAGAGGAGAUGAAUGGCAGUCCGAAAGGAAAUCGAGGAGACAAGCGUACUUGGAGUAACGAUGGUCAAAAGAGCAAUCAGGAACUUGAUUCACCAACAAAGUCAAAGGGCGCAAAGGGACGCACAAGCGUUGGUGAAAUCACAUCGAAGUUGCAAACUCUUGCUGUUGCACCUACGACUGGAAGCCAGCAAUAA